Molecule: messenger RNA, 1248 nt
Organism: Photinus pyralis (common eastern firefly)
Lineage: Eukaryota; Metazoa; Arthropoda; Insecta; Coleoptera; Lampyridae
Product: syntaxin-6
Exons: 6
Coding region: 134-901 (255 amino acids)
Biological process (GO): Golgi vesicle transport
Cellular component (GO): membrane
Source: RefSeq, a predicted model, not a curated record
ACGAAGACACCAACCGUGUGUAGUGUGGGGUUUUUAACUAAGUAAAGGAGAUAAAGCAUAAAUAGCUCGAUGGUCACACACAACGUAUCGUUAGUUUUAUUCGGCAACGAACUGCCUGCCUACGCGAAUUGACAUGACGUUGGAGGACCCAUUUUUCGUUGUUAAAGAUGAAGUAUUCAAAGCGCUAAAUAAAACCAGAGGACUGUAUCUUCGUUGGGUCGAAUUGCAGGAUGAAUCGAUAUGCGUCACCAAAGAUGAGUUAGAAUGGACCAACAACGAACUAAAGAAUUCAUUACGUAGUAUAGAGUGGGACUUGGAAGACUUAGAAGAUACGAUCGAUAUUGUCGAAAAAAAUCCUUCGAAAUUUAAAAUAGAUAAUAAGGAAUUAACGAGUAGAAAAAAUUUUAUAGAUUGUACUAGGGACGAUGUUAAGGCUAUGAAGGAGAAGAUGAAUUUGAAUAGGAGUCGAGAUAGAGAUAGAACAGCCAGACAGCCCUUGCUGGAGAGCAACAGUCCCGCCCGUAUGCCUAACAGACACAGUACUACGAAAUAUUCCAAAUUGGAAAAUGAGCUCGACAGCCCGCAGAGGAAUUUUUUAAACAGCACCUUAGUGCAGCAAGAUCACAUGACCAGGCAGCAAGAUGAACAAUUGGAAGUAAUUAGUAACUCCCUUGGAUCUCUUAAAACCGUCUCGCGGCAUAUUGGAAUUGAGCUGGACGAGCAAGCUGGUAUGCUAGACGAGUUUGGUGCCGAAUUGGAGACCACGGACUCCAAAAUGGAUUCUACAAUGAAAAAAGUGGCAAAAGUUUUACACAUGUCUAACGAUAGACGACAAUGGACCGCUAUACUAAUAUUAUCUGUUAUACUCAUUAUUGUGAUAGCUUUAUUCGUUUUCGUGUGAUUUAUUUAUUGAAUAUUGCAUUUAUCUUACCAUUAUUUUAUAUUUUUAAUACUGGCUGAUUGGUAGUACAAAUCUUUUAAGGCUAGCUGUGUUAUUUUUAUCAACUACAUACGUCUUAUUUUAUACUGUGUUUAUUUUUUAAAGUUUUAACGCUGUAGGUACUCCUAAUAUUAAGAAAAUAUGCAAUUAUCAUUGUAGCUGUAAAGUUAUAUUGAUGUAUCAUAGAGUAUAUAAUUUAAUAAUUUGUACUGAUUCAGGUAGUUAAUUAUUUAUUAUUAUAAAAAUGAGAAAGUAAAACUAUUGUUAGAAACUGUUCAUGUUAGCGGAAAAUAGAAACUACAACAUUG